GAAGGAGUUGCAAAUGCUAAGGAUACUAAACCACCAAAACUGGAUUCUAAUUCUGUUUCUAAAUCUGAUAUGGACAGCAAAAUGGAAAAAGACAUCUUGUCAACGUCUGGUGCUAAAAUGACUGCAACUGGUUGGGGUGAUGUACCCACAACCAGUACAUCUAGCUGGGGAGCUUCCGGUGUGGAUAUUACUGGUACAUCUUGUUGGGACAGUAUGGCGCAAAAAUCUGAUUCGUCUUCUAGUAACAGCAAAGUUUCACAGUGGUUAGAAACCACAGGAGUUUCGUUUACUGAAUUAGAAUGGGGACAAGAAAGUAUGGAACAUGAAGAAGGAUCUGAGGGUUCAUUAGAUGGGUGGACAACUGCUUCUUCUAAAAGAAAUAGGGUGAGAACUCAAGACUAUCUUUUGCUUUAUUUUGUUCUUACAUGUGACUACAGAAGAUAAAUAGGGUCGGAAGUAACUUGAAAAGCACACAAUACUGACCACUAGUUGAGUCUACUUGGGUUGUAUGACCAAUCAGUAGGGAGCUCAAGCAAAGAACUUUUUGAGCCACAAAGGUCAACCAGAAGUUAGGCAGGGUGCCAAGAAAGUCAGUUUUAUAGCUUGCCAUUUGGGCCAGCUGUAGCUGGCAUGUACUAGCCCAAAAGUCAUUUCAACUAACCCCCUCCUCCCUUCAAAAAAUAAUUGAUGGCAAUGAUUACAAUUCUUCUAUAAGUUGAAUUUUCCAAAAAACUUCACUUCCCCAUCGUGCAGGAUUCACUAGCCCAAGAGCAAAAUCCACUAGCCCUAGGCUAUCGAACACCACUUUCUUUGCACUCUGGUUAGGCCGUUUGCCUUUUAAUAUGCCUUGACACUACCAAAUUGCCUGAAAAUGUGGGUAUAAUCAUUGUUCAAGAAUGCAAGAAGGCCAUUUCCAGUUGACAUGAAAUAGUAUCACUCAAACACGUCUCUGCUUGAGCUCGCUAGUGACGCCUUUGCACCCACAAAUUGGAGCUCAAUCAUGGCUUGAUUAACAGACAUUACGACUUACAGCUAUGGGCUCUGAGUUGAUGUAAGUCAUAAUAAGGUCCGACAAUUAUUGUUUACAAGUCAUUAUCAGCAUCAAUGACAGUGGGGUGUUCUGUUACUAUACAUAAACCAACUGCCUCGCUUAAGUGGAAGGUGGGUGCCUGGGAUAUCCAGGGGCUUCCAUUGUGGCUAGCCAGCCACUAGAUAGAAUACUGCCCCCAUGGCUCGCAAAUCCCUGCAACCCAGCGAUUAGCCCUCAUUCCAGGCACCCGUCACACUGAUGAAACAGUGGAAGGAAGAAAAAUAAGGGAUGGGAGGGGGGGGGGGGUUAGAUGCUUAAUGAACCACUCUACAGACCACUGCACAAAUGCUCAGUGGUAUUGAUGGUGCAAAAACCUUGUGUUUAUUGAGGGAACGCAGUGCCCCCAUCGGUGUUCUCUUGACAAAUUUUCGUAUUAGCUCUCUUUGCUAGAUGUGAGGCACAAGGUGUUGGCAUGACAUUCUCCCUCAAAAUGCACAAGCAUCACAGGUCAUUUUAGUUGCUCACCAUUUUCACACUCUAUAAACCUUCUUUCUAACAUGUUCUCGACCAUUGAAAGAAUACGGCUAUUAUGCAGUCUAGAUGACAUAGUCGUGGAGAGCAGAUAUUUUGCCAGUUUCAGUAAUCACUUGUUGCUUUUAGGCUCCUAAACCUGCUAAUGAUUCAAAUGCAUGGAUGAACAGGUCUCUUAAACAACUACUAGACAUGGGCUUCAAGGUAAGACAAUGUUCACUGAGUUCCUGCUGUGACUUUUGUAAGUGGUCCAGAACUAGCUAUGGCUGCUUAGAAUAAAGAAGUGUACUGUUAGUUGUCUUGUAUUAGCAAUACCAUAGAUACGGUUAACCUGUAUACUUUCAGAGCUAUGCAUCCCCCACUCCUCACUUUACUAUCACCAAACACUGUUAAAACUAGCAUGAAAUGUCUGUUUUACAAAGGUGUCUUGUACACAGUCAAAGAAAGGGGCUAAACAUGAAAUUAAAGUAGCACUAUAAAUAAUUGAUGGCACUCAGGUCAAGCCAAUAGAACUAACUGUAGCAUACAUACUCUGUUUUUGUCUGGCAAAUGCACAUUAAAGCGAGGGGAUAGGGCUAUUAGAUUAGUUCGCUUUCUGUAAGAAUGAGUUAGCUUGUUACACUGCUACCACUGCACCAUCCUUUGAAACGUAUGGUAGUCUGAUCUGUAUGGCUAAUUGUUAUGUUUUAAUACUGUCAUGUUCAGCAAGUGGAUGCAGAAAAGGCCCUCAAGGCUAAUCAUAUGAAUAUUGAAAGCGCAAUAGGUAAGUGAAGUCAUGUGUUUUUUCAUGUGUGAGACAUUACCACUGUAAAUGUUGAAGAGGUGUCAUUUCUUUUUUCCUUUUGGUGAGUUUUAGUGUAUUGGGCGAGUACCCUGUUGCAGUCCAGUUGUACCGUAAUAACUUGCUAGAUUUAAGGAAGGAUAAAUUGUGUUCUUGUUUACACUUUCUUCAAAAGGCUUUGGAAGCCUUUAGUUCUUCUUUAGCUAUCAUGAGAGGCACUCUAUAAGCCAAGUGACGGAAAUGUGGCUUUUUGCGCAAAGCACGAGACAAGUGCCCAGUUUGCCUCACUUGGUUCAAAGCACCUGUCAUGCAGGCUAGGUCUUCUUAGACUUAAAGUUAGACUUCAUCACGUGUAAUCAAAGACCAAGUAGCUGAUUAUCUGUUGAUGUGUUUGUAGGGUACUUGCUGGCUAUGAACAUCAAUGAAAACACAGAACAGUUAUCUGGAGUCCCUGCGGAACCUGAUCCAGCGGAAGCAGCAAGAAUCCAACAGCAACAGCAGCAGAGUCAGAGCAAACUUAACCGGAAACAACGUAGAAAGCUUCAACAACAGCAGCAAGCUGAGCAACAAAGUCUUGCAGCUAAUAAACCUGAUCUAAAACAGACGCCAUCUGAACUCUUAGCUUCUAAUUCAGUGACUCAAACAAAUGAAACACUUGUUAAACCUAGUACUGAGCCACAGAGUAAAGCGCAGGACACUGUGGUAUCGAGAACUGAAGACACACAGGGUGAUUCAAACAGUAAACUCGCUGCCCCAACAACAAAAAGUGAUAAACCUGCUCAGUCUGGAACAGGGGCAUCAAAGCCAGUUAAUGGACAAGCACAGUUGCCAGGUAACGGGAAAAGAGCAGGCCCACCAUUAAUACCUCCUGCGCCUGGCCCAGGAGUACAGGGACCUUUAAGGCCUCCUCUGGCCCAUCCACUACUUCACCCUCAGCUUGUUCAACAGCUUCAUCUGCAGCAGCAGUUACGGAUGGCCCAGGGAGGGCUGCUUCAACCUCCGGUCACUCCACAACAGUUUGCUAUGCUGCAACAAAUUGCUCAGCUUCAGCUUGUGCAGCAGAGACUAGCUGCACAAUCUGUUGCUCAGCAACACUUGGGACAAAAACAGCAGGUGGUGCCUCAACAGCAGCUCUAUCAACAACAGCAGCAGAUUGCGCUCAUGAUUGCUCAGAUGCAGCAAGUCUUACAGCAACAGCCUGGUUUGGCUGGCCGGCUCCCUGCACUACAGUUUUCGGCAGUGCCUCAGCAGCAGUCUAUAACUCAACAACAGCAACAGCCUUCCCCAACUAAUCAGCAGAAAGGUAACAAACCUGUAACAAAUGACAAGCCACCUAGCGAGUCUUCACAGACUAAAACUACUGAAACUGUUAAAUCUCAAUCAAAGGAAUCUCUUAAUGUCACCCCUGUAACAGCGGAGGAACAGCCAAAACAGCCUUCUCCCGUCACACAAUCUCGACUUACCCAAUGGAAGCAGCCAGUACUGCAGGAUUCUGCUCCAGUCACUCAACCAUCAGUCUCCAGCAGUACACCGACAUCAGUGGACUCGAAACCUCCAACAGACUCCAGCUCUACACUGUCUCCUUCCGUACUAUCCAGUGUUGUUUCCGCACCCACAAUUUCAACUAGUGACACAGCUGAUCAUUCAGCACCCAACAGCAACAAUGUAUCGCCACGCACAAGAAUUUCCGAUCCAGUUUCCAGUAGGUGGGGUGUUGAUGCAGGCCCUAAGCUGUCAGCAGAUCCGCCGGAGUUCAAACCUGGUGUGCCAUGGCGCCCUGCGCCUAAAAACGACAAAAGGGAGGAUGGAAGAGAAGGCCUUCCUGUCGCCACUGUGGAGGCCUCGGGUCGCUCGUCUUCCACUAGUAGUGAUUCUCAAUCAGAUAGCUGGCCGACUCCAGGAACUCAAACUAUCAGUGCUCCAAGCAGUGUUUCUCCUACAAGUAGUGUAAAGACUGCUAAUGAAGUGAACACUACAGCUAAUUCCACCUUUCCGUCUAUGUCAAUCAACAGCAACACAUUUGAGUCUAGCCAAGUUGACUUCGGUCUCAAUUCAACAUCCUGGCAGGCGGCAGACAACAAAACCCCACUGCCACCCCCUCAAGGGGCAAAUAAACAAGGGUCGAGUGUGGCAUCCUUGUUACGACCACCCCCUGGGCUGGGAAAUGACGCUGCCCUUCCUGAGUCACCUCUCUUUGAUGAAGAACCCCCUCCUUGGCUAAAGACUUUAAUAGACUCUGGCUUUGGCGACAAAGCCCAGCCGGAAUUUCAGUUUAGUCGUUUUGGCUUUGCCAAUAACUCUGCGCCGUGGAGUCCUCGAGAUGCAGUUUCACAACCGUUUAGUCCGCUGACACCUAACCCACAACCUUGGGCUGCUGUUGGAGGGCCAGCCCCUCCGUCAUCUGCAGGAUCAGCCAUUUCCAUGCCAAACAUUGACAAUGUCAGAAGUGGAAGCACAGACUCUCCUGCAGAGCCACCAAACCUGCAGAACUCUGGCAUGAUUUGGUCCACCAAUCAACCCAUUCCAAGUGCGGAGGAAAAGCUUUCAGGCAGCCGGCCCUUGACACAAUUACCUCCUGUUUCCGCAGCGAGUGGUGUAGCUCCUUCUAGAAGCACAGCUAAUUCCAUGUCCACGUGGUUGGUGCUUCGAAACCUCUCACCAAGGGUAAGUUGUAAAUCGCAAUCUUAGAUUCUACGCUCACUUUCAUGGGCCCUUUUAAAAGAUGUGUAACACUCAUAGCAAGUGCAAGAUCUUGAAACUUUGCACAUAUUUUAGAAUGGCCGUUGAGACGUGUAAUCCAUCUUCAAAAUCCAUCAAAAUUGACGGAUGAACAGAUGGAUAAAGUCAGGCGGAUUGUUCAUCAAAAAUUAAAACGGUUCCAUUUUCAAAUUAAGUCAUAUCUGUCUGGCGCGAAUUAUCCGUCGAAAACCCGUCUCUAGUGUGAAAAUGGCCCUCGUAGGAAUUAUAUAUCUUUUGUAGACGAGCGAUGCUAUUUGACGGUUGAUACCAUCAUUAGUAACCGAGCGCAAAUUCAAUGUAGAUGUAAAAUAUGCUCUGGACUAAGUUACAGGAAGGCAAAACAUACACUUUGAUUCAAGGUUGUCUAUUCUUUUCUUUUAAGGGAAAGUUCAUUUAAUAUGACAAGGGGGGGGGGAUGAAGAUAUUGAAACUCGAAGCUUGAAAUUUUAGCAGCCCCCCUCGCUAGCGGUUCAAUUUUUUAGGAGCCCCCUCCUUGGUAGUCGAAAAANUUGUUACGACCACCUCCUGGGCUGGGAAAUGACGCUGCCCUUCCUGAGUCACCUCUCUUUGAUGAAGAGCCACCUCCUUGGCUGAAAACUUUAAUAGACUCUGGCUUUGGCGACAAAGCCCAGCCGGAAUUUCAGUUUAGUCGUUUUGGCUUUGCCAAUAACUCUGCGCCGUGGAGUCCUCGAGAUGCAGUUUCACAACCGUUUAGUCCACUGACACCUAACCCACAGCCUUGGGCUGCUGUUGGAGGGCCAGCCCCCCCGUCAUCUGCAGGGUCAGCCAUGUCCAUGCCAAACAUUGACAAUGUCAGAAGUGGAAGCACAGACUCUCCUGCAGAGCCACCAAACCUGCAGAACUCUGGCAUGAUUUGGUCCACCAAUCAACCUAUUCCGAGUGCGGAGGAAAAGCUUUCAGGCAGCCGGCCCUUGACACAACUACCUCCGGUUUCCGCAGCGAGUGGUGUAGCUCCUUCCAGAAGCACAGCUAAUUCCAUGUCCACGUGGUUGGUGCUUCGAAACCUCUCACCAAGGGUAAGUUGUAAAUCGCAAUCUUGGAUUCUACGCUCACUGUCUGGGGCCCUUUUAAAAGAUGUGUAACACUCAUAGCAAGUGCAAGAUCUUGAAACUUUGCACAUGUGUCUGUUUAGAAUGGCCGUUGAGACGUAUAAUCCAUCUUCAAAAUCCGUCAAAAUUGACGGAUGAUCAGAUGGAUGAAGUCAGGCGGAUUGUUCAUCAAAAAUUAAAACCGUUCCAUUUUCAAAUUAAGUCGUAUUAUCUGUCUGGCGCGAAUUAUCUCUCGGAAACCCGUGUCUGGUGUGAAAAUGGCCAACGUAGGAAUGGCCAACGUACGAUAUCCUUUGUAGACAAGCGAUGCUAUUUUAACGGUUGAUACCAUCAUUAGUAACCGAGCGCAAAUUCAAUGUAGAUGUAAAAUAUGCUCUGGACUAAGUUACAGCAAGGCAAAACAUACACUUUGAUUCAAGGUUGUCUAUUCUUUUCUUUUAAGUGUCUUAAAAUUGACAUUGCUUGUUGAUGAAGAGAAAAAUUACACCAUACGAUUGGACAUCGCUGUUGUAACGAAACAAUGGGGGAAUUGAUAACUAAAAAAUACGGAAACGUUGCUCAACUCGAGUGUCUACUGCUUUAAGAAAUCGACGAGGAACCCUGGAAAACGUAGAUGACUUGAAGCAAAUCAGAUUAGCAUCAAGAGGGAUUUUGAGUCGUGGUGCUAUUUUCUAAACUAAUUGAGCUUUUUGUUUGUUUUAGAUGGAUCCUAAAUCUUUGCGCCCCCUGUGCGAGAGACAUGGUCCCCUGCUGACAUUCCAGCUUAACCUGCGCCAUGGUAACAGCCUGAUUCGCUAUGGCAGUAUGGACGAGGCAGCCAAGGCAAGGGCAGCACUUAAUGGUUUGAUGCUGAACGGCAAUCAGGUGGUGGCUGACUUUGCUACUGAUGGUGAUAUCGGCAGCUUCUUUGAACAGACCAUGGAUUGGAGCUCCAACCCGUUCCCGAGCAACACAUACGGUAACCAGUGGUCUUUUCAGAACAUGCUUGGUCCUGGAACAGCCAGUGAAGGCAUUCAGAACGUGUCAAGUGAACAAACAGCCCCUAAAAUCACUAACCCUGCCCCUGGCAUGCAGUGGGGUGCAGCAGUUGGACCCAUGCCUCCGCAGGCCGUACUUGGUGGUGAACAAUCGAAAGUCACUGCGCCCAUCGGUCAGUGGGGUAGCGUACCACAAGGAAGCGAGCAACCUGGUCCCAAGGCUAGCAACACACAUCCUACUAUCUCUUGGGGAAAUAACCAAGGAACCGCUCCAGUGCCUUCUUUUUUGUGGAGUUCCGGUCCCUCGCAGCAAAUCCUUGGGGGAAAUUUUUCCCAACCUCCCAGCAUGUGGUCGUUUCCAGCGGGAAUCCCGCGGGAUGUGGAGCCCCAGUCGGGUUCGGGUGACGGUCUUGUUAGCCCUUCCAUGACAACAUUUCUUCCACCCGGACUUCUAAACGGAGGAAGCGACUCAAUGUGA
Porites evermanni is the source of this 7606-nucleotide messenger RNA. The record is from the annotation of a GenBank genome assembly. NCBI's taxonomy places the organism in Eukaryota, Metazoa, Cnidaria, Anthozoa, Scleractinia, Poritidae.